This is a messenger RNA of Fusarium sp. VM40, 1032 nucleotides long. Lineage: Eukaryota; Fungi; Ascomycota; Sordariomycetes; Hypocreales; Nectriaceae. The record is from the annotation of a GenBank genome assembly.
AUGGCAUUAACCUCGAAUAUCCACGCCCGAUCGCACAGUCUUCUACUUUUACAGAAGCUCCUCAACCUCCGCGAUGGCGCAAGUCCUCUCACUCUCGUAAUCGAUAACCUCGAGCAACCUGCCAGACCAGUCCUGGGCGAGUUUGUAUCUCGAGCAAAGAUCGCAAAGACACAAGUCAUGUUCUUGUCGUUGGUAACGCUCAAGAAGCCACAAGAUGCAGAUGUUUUCAUAAAGGCUAUGGGCAGAGAUCUCCAAGCUGUGCGUAAGGAGUUGUUGAAUCAUUACCCUGCUUUCAACCCACUGGUUGACAAGGGAAAGCCCACUCAGAGGGCGGUCGUGGUCAUCGACUCACUCAAUGCUUUGGCCUCCUCAGCUCCUCAGUCGCUGGCCAGCUUCCUAUCGAGUAUCAUCACACCCGCAGUCUCCAUCGUCGCCACAUACCACGACGAUGUCCCGGUCGUACUACCGAGGUCAUUCAGCGAGUAUGAACCUCACCCUUUCACAGUUUUAUGUCAUCUAGCCACAGCUAUCCUGCGUCUCACGAGUCUGUACCAAGAGAUUGAGCGGCAGAAGGCAAGGAACAGAAGCAUCCAGGAACCAGAAUGGGGUCUGAACGAGGAUCGGGAGGGAGUACUUGUUGGUCUUGGAGAGAAGGGCAAAGACAGAACUGAGGACAGUAACGGAGUUGUCAUCUUUAUGGAGCUACGAAGACGAAGCGGACGCACAGUUUCGGAGAAGUUCAUUCUAGGUUCUAAGAGUUCUGCAGCAGCGCCUCUACCUGGCAAGGUAUGCCUGCUUACCGACCACCCGAUGUUUGCAGCACCAACGGAUAGCGGAGAGACUGGAGAAGGAGAGGAGGAGCCCGAGAGUACCUUCAACCUCGGACUAACAGAGAAGCAACGCAAGGACCGGGAGGGUAUUGUGUUGCCCUACUUUGAUGCGCAAACAGAUAUUGGGGCGGGAGAGGGAGGCAGAAUUUUGUAUGAGAUGGGUAGGGAGGAUGACUUUGAUGACGAGGAGGAUGAGAUAUAG